Molecule: messenger RNA, 3781 nt
Organism: Drosophila obscura
Lineage: Eukaryota; Metazoa; Arthropoda; Insecta; Diptera; Drosophilidae
Gene: mGluR
Product: metabotropic glutamate receptor
Exons: 9
Coding region: 403-3372 (989 amino acids)
Biological process (GO): regulation of synaptic transmission, glutamatergic; G protein-coupled glutamate receptor signaling pathway
Cellular component (GO): membrane
Molecular function (GO): group II metabotropic glutamate receptor activity
Source: RefSeq, a predicted model, not a curated record
GGGUUGGAGAUGGCUGCUGCUUCUACUGUUGUUCUUUUCCUUGGAACGAACCACCGCUGCGGAUGCUGCUUCGUUGGUUGUUGUUGUGCUGCUGCUGCUGCUGCUGGUCAUACAAGAACUGAUUUUGUUUUGGCUUAUCAUGUGUAAAUCAGUUUAUCUACUGGUAAUGAAAAGAACAGAGGUACGAUUCUCGUGGUUCGCUCUUAACGGUUAGGACAACUCAAGAAAAGUGAAUGCUUAGUUUUUUUUAAUAAAUUGUGCCUCGAUUAAUUAAUACAAAUACGUAUGCUUAGGGUGAAUUCGAUCGUUUAUUAGCCGCAAUGGUAAACGAUAAAGUUCCGGUGCAUCGUAGUUUUUAAAGGGAAACGAACACACACAAUCUGCAAAGGGGCGUUUGCAAAGAUGCGGCAGGCGGAGAGUGUAUUUGUCAAACGGACCGGUAAUAUUACUCUUGUUGUCUUAGUGGUAUUGUGUUGGAGUCCAGUGGCGCAGCUUAAGGGGCCGAGCAGUACGCAUGCCCAGGACACUGUAUCUGUUUCACUGCCGGGAGACAUUAUACUUGGCGGUCUGUUCCCCGUUCACGAGAAAGGCGAUGGUGCUCCAUGUGGACCAAAAGUGUACAACAGAGGAGUGCAGCGCCUUGAGGCCAUGCUGUAUGCAAUAGAUCGUGUAAACAAUGAUACCAACAUACUUCCCGGCAUAACCCUAGGGGUUCACAUACUGGACACCUGCUCCAGAGACACCUAUGCUCUGAACCAAUCUCUGCAAUUCGUGCGUGCGUCGCUUAAUAACUUGGAUACUUCUGUUUUUGAAUGUUCUGACACAUCCAGCCCGCAGCUGAGAAAAAAUGCCUCGUCGGGUCCCGUUUUUGGAGUAAUUGGCGGCUCCUACAGCUCAGUGUCCUUGCAAGUUGCCAAUCUGCUGCGCCUUUUUCAUAUUCCCCAAAUCUCGCCUGCAUCGACCGCUAAAACGCUGUCAGACAAAUCACGCUUCGAUCUGUUUGCUCGAACAGUACCGCCAGAUACCUUUCAAUCCGUCGCCCUCGUUGAUAUAAUCAAGAACUUUAACUGGUCCUAUGUAUCCACAAUUCAUUCAGAAGGCUCUUAUGGGGAGUACGGGAUUGAAGCGUUUCAUAAGGAAGCAACCGAGCGGCACGUGUGUAUAGCUGCUGCCGAAAAGGUGCCCAGUGCUGCCGAUGACAAAGUGUUCGACUCCAUUAUCAGUAAGCUUCAGAAGAAGCCGAACGCUCGCGGUGUUGUGCUCUUUACGCGCGCUGAAGAUGCGCGCGGCAUUCUGCAAGCAGCAAAGCGGGCCAAAUUGACGCAGCAGUUUCAUUGGAUUGCUAGUGACGGCUGGGGAAAGCAGCAAAAGCUUCUGGAGGGUUUGGAGGAAAUAGCAGAGGGAGCUAUUACCGUAGAGCUGCAGUCGGAGAUCAUCGAGGACUUCGAUCGCUAUAUGAUGCAGCUCACACCAAGGACCAAUAAGCGCAAUCCAUGGUUUGCUGAGUACUGGGAGGACACAUUCAAUUGCGUAUUGAAACAAGUUGCGACCGGAUUAAAUGCAAGCGCUAUACAGACCCAUACCGAUGCCAAGACCAAACAAACUUGCGACGAAAGCCUACGACUGUCCGAGAAAGUCGGAUACGAGCAGGAGUCAAAGACCCAAUUCGUAGUAGAUGCAGUGUAUGCAUUUGCGUAUGCACUCCAUAAUCUACACAACGACCGGUGCAAUACUCAAAACGAUCAAAAUACAGAGCAGCAAAAGCAUCAACACAGUGAAUCUGUGUGGUACAGGAAGCCAAUUGACAGCAAGUCCCAGGCAUGUCCCGAAAUGGCCAGCUAUGACGGAAAGGAUUUUUAUAACAAUUACCUGCUGAACGUGUCAUUUAUAGAUCUGGCUGGCAGCGAAGUGAAGUUUGAUCGCCAAGGUGACGGACUGGCCAGAUACGACAUUUUAAAUUAUCAACGUCUUGAGAACUCUUCAGGAUAUCACUAUAAGGUUAUCGGCAAAUGGUUCAAUAGUCUCCAACUGAAUUCGCAAACUGUAGUAUGGAAUAAGGCAGCUGAUCAACCAACAUCAGCCUGUUCACUGCCAUGCGAGGUGGGAAUGAUUAAAAAACAGCAGGGAGAUACUUGUUGCUGGAUAUGCGACAGCUGCGAAUCAUACGAGUACGUGUACGAUGACUUUACAUGCAAAGACUGCGGUCCAGGACUCUGGCCAUACCCCGACAAACUUUCGUGCUUUUCUUUGGACAUUCAGUAUAUGCGAUGGAAUUCCCUGUUCGCCCUUAUUCCCAUGGCCAUUGCCAUAUUGGGAAUUGCAGUGACCAUCAUUGUCAUAGUUCUGUUCGCCAAAAACCACGAUACGCCCCUGGUUAGAGCAUCCGGUCGGGAGCUUAGUUAUACUCUUCUAUUCGGCAUAUUGGUGUGCUACUGCAACACCUUUGCUCUGGUCGCUAAGCCAACUAUUGGCUCUUGCGUGCUGCAGCGGUUCGGUAUCGGCGUUGGGUUUUCUAUUAUUUAUAGCGCACUGCUCACAAAAACAAAUCGUAUUUCUCGCAUUUUCCACUCUGCUUCCAAGUCAGCCCAGCGCCUCAAGUACAUUAGCCCACAGUCGCAGGUGGUUAUAACGGCAUCGUUGAUAGCUAUUCAGGUACUGAUAACAAUGAUUUGGAUGGUGGUGGAGCCGCCUGGAACACGCUUUUCUUACCCAGACAGGACCGAGGUGAUACUGAAAUGCAAAAUACAGGAUAUGUCCUUUCUAUUUUCGCAGCUGUACAAUAUGAUUUUGAUUACAAUCUGCACAGUUUAUGCAAUUAAAACCAGAAAAAUACCCGAAAAUUUCAACGAAUCAAAGUUUAUUGGAUUCACCAUGUAUACCACUUGCAUUAUCUGGCUAGCCUUUGUGCCCAUUUACUUCGGUACUGGAAACUCCUACGAGAUACAAAUCACCACGUUGUGCAUUUCAAUAAGUCUUAGUGCUUCAGUGGCUCUGGUAUGUCUCUACUCACCAAAGGUAUACAUCCUUGUCUUCCAUCCGGACAAGAACGUGCGCAAGUUGACAAUGAACAGCACCGUCUAUAGACGAUCGGCCACAGCUGGGGCUCAGGGUCCGCCAACUAGUUCCGGAUACAGUCGUACACAAGCUCCGGGAAUAACAGUGCCAUCGGCUGGGGCUGGUACAGCAGGUACUACGGCGACUUCAACUGACCGGCCAUCGCAAAACAGCCCAAGGCCAGGCCUGGACUUGGACCUGGACCAAAGUCAAGCGGACAUUGUUCACAGAGGCAAUGCCAGUACCAGCAAAAAUAACGAUCCAGAUCCCGAAGAAUGCGACUACACUGAGCCAUCCUGUAUCCGAGUUAAGGACUAAAACUUCAAACCUGAAAUCCAGAACUCGCGACUUCAUUUUGAUCCCCGAUUAAUACAUUAAAAUAUCCAUACAAAUACCGAUAGCCGAAUUCAACAAUUUAAAUAUACAGCUUUAUCUGUGGGAAAUUUUAAAUUUGGAAUAGCUUUGAGUCUGCUACAUCGAGAAAUCAGUGUGAUCGUGCACAUGUCUUCAGAAAUAUCAUACGAUCCAAACAUUGACGAGUGGGCUAAUGUCAAAGACCCAUGCAUCUAGUCAAACUAGUCAAACUACCAAUGAAAUUUAAAAUUCUUGUUACCUCGGAACUCGUUUUAGUUAAGUUUUUAUAAAACUAUUACCUAUUAUUAUUCUAACUGAUUAUGUUUUAUUAUGAUAUACAUACAUAUGUUAAUCCUAUAAGAUUAUAUGUAUA